AUGCCGCGUCUCGGCCGCGUGCUGCUGCACACGGACGCCGCCCAGGCCCUUGGCAAAAUCAGGGUCAACAUCGAAGAGCUCGGGGUGGACUACCUCACCGUCGUGGGGCACAAGUUCUACGGGCCGCGCGUGGGAGCGCUGUGCGUGCGGGACCUGGGCGCCGGCACCCCGCUCGUCCCCAUGCUCUUUGGGGGCGGCCAGGAGCGCAACUUUCGUCCGGGGACUGAAAAUACCCCCAUGAUUGCUGGCCUGGGCAAGGCCGCGGAGUUGGUGUGUCAGCACCUGGACGAGUACGAGAGGCACAUGCGGCAGAUGCGAGACUACCUGGAGGAACUGCUGCUGGCGGCAUUUGGGACCGAGCGCCUGCACUUUAACGGCCACUUCUCGGGCUCCGACCGAUUGCCCAACACCUGCAACGUGUCCAUCCUGGGCCCCUGCCUGCAGGGUGCGCCCGCACUCCUCACUCGCCAGAGUCGUCUGCGCCAUUACUGCGCGGUCGUUAAACUUGUUUACCCAUAA
Molecule: messenger RNA, 519 nt
Organism: Callorhinchus milii (elephant shark)
Lineage: Eukaryota; Metazoa; Chordata; Chondrichthyes; Chimaeriformes; Callorhinchidae
Product: selenocysteine lyase-like
Exons: 5
Coding region: 1-519 (172 amino acids)
Source: RefSeq, a predicted model, not a curated record